Molecule: messenger RNA, 753 nt
Organism: Caenorhabditis remanei
Lineage: Eukaryota; Metazoa; Nematoda; Chromadorea; Rhabditida; Rhabditidae
Exons: 4
Coding region: 1-753 (250 amino acids)
Biological process (GO): protein phosphorylation
Molecular function (GO): ATP binding; protein kinase activity
Source: RefSeq, a predicted model, not a curated record
AUGGAAACCAAUACAAUUACGUCGGAUAACCUCCACAAACAGUAUGAGAAGAUUUGUGGUCUUCAAAACCAGCAAAAACCAAAAAAAGGAGAAGUGGCGGCAGCGGAUCAACGCCACAUUGUCAAAGAACUCAACGAGCCAAAAGGUGGAGUUUUUGGAAACGAAUACAGUCUCAAUAACUUUCAAAUUGGUAAAAUGCUUGGCGGAGGAACAUUCGGAUAUGUUCAACUGGUGGAGUCCGUUCGCACCGGUAUUGCCCAACACCUUGGCGGAUUUGGCCGACCGACAUGUCGUCGAGAGAGAGAGAGAGAGAUUCUGAUUCAGGCUGAAAUGCAGCACACAAACUAUUACUUCAUUUGCGACUACAGCUCAGAUUCACAUAAUCAUGGAAUUGAUGUCCCACAGCCUGAGACAAAAAAUGAUAUCUGGAGGAGCUCUGUAGCUUUGACAGCAUGUGGAACAGAGCAGUAUAAAGCUCCAGAGAUGUGGGCACAUGAAAAACAAACACCUGGUGUUGAUAUGUGGAGUCUUGGUUGCAUAUUUGAGGCAUUGACUAACCGUCUCCCGUUCCCUCAAGCGAAAACGUCCGACAUGAUUGCUGCAAUUGACUCGGCAAAAAGUGUCCUAUCCACAUCAUUUGAGCAACAUUUCAAAAGAUUUGAUACAGAAACUAUUGUCCGCAAAGCAGGAUCUCGUCUCACUGCAUCUCUCACUGCAUCAAAUGCUUUUUGUGAGAGGAAUAAGCAUCUGUAA